AUCGUGUCGUUACGACUCGUAGGUUUUGGAUGGUUACAAACUGAGUUUUAUGUUAUGAACAUGUUUUUCGUUACUAAAGAUAAAAACGAUCUAAGUCUGUCUACAGUGGCUAUGUUUAUACAGUUUUGUGUUAAGACUUAUAUAGUUCGAUUUUUCUGAAGUUUUGUAUUGUUUGAUUGUCAUGGCUACUUUUACAGCAGAACCAAACCAAAUAAUAAGGGAGCUGCAAGUGUUUCUUGCAGGAUCUACGCAUAGUGGUAAAGUUCGCCGUGCAGAAGUCACUAACUCAGCUUUAUUUUUACUGAAGCAUUUGCCUGUGGCUAAAGAAGCAGUUCUUGAAUUUAUGAACAGUUUGUUUGAUGAAGCAGUAAACAAUCGCAUUUUAAAAAUAGAAUUAGAAGACAAUGCCACAGUUGCAAGCAAUGUUGCAUCUGAUGAACACUUCUUAUCAGAAGUAUAUUCUAUGCUGUUUUCAUUUGUUAAAGAUAACCCUGGAGCUUGGGCUCCUAUUAUAUGCAAAUGGACCUUGGGCCUGCUUGGAUAUCUGAGUAGUAAGUAUGCUGAUCGACGAGUUGUGCCUCAUCCAGGAAACUUUCCUGAAGUACUACAGCUAUGGAUGUCCUGUCAUCCAACGAGGACUUUGAUGAAUUUAACUACCCAGUCAUUGUCCAUUUUGAUAGAGUCUGAUCCAGAUGUGUGUAUUGAUUCAUUGCUUGAAAUAUCUGUACAACAUUCACCCCAUUUUGAUUGGGUUGUUGCACACAUCGGCUCUUGUUUUCCACAGACAAUAAUUUCUCGGGUUAUAGCGUGUGGACUGAAAGAUUUUUGCAUGCACCAAGACGCUCAACAAAAAGGGAACCUAAGCUCAGAAAAAAAUGUUCCACGCCUAACUUCAGUUGUUGGUAUUCUUGGACAUCUAGCAGGGACUUACGGCACUGAAAUACAAAAAGCUUUAUUUGAACUUUUUCAGGAAAGCUUUGUGGAUAAUCCAACUAAAGAGCAGGUGCUUACAGUUCCUUUCUUACUGCAGUUAGCAUCCUUAUCAGAUGUGCUUCUUCGUAUCACAACUUCAGAAUUUGUAACAAUCUUGACUCCAACAGUCUUGAACAACCUAGCUAAGCAAGCGAGACACUGGAAUAAGGCUGCUGUCUUUUCGAGUAGUAGUAUGUUACACCUGGUGUUGCAUCUUCUUCUCCGCAGUGCAGAAGGAGGAUGUCAAGUAGUCCAGUCUUUGCUUGAUAUUAUCACACCAUCCAAGAACCAAAUCCCUAUUGAUGAAAAGGUACAAGAAGCAACUGGAAGGAUUUUGGAUGCUUUGCUGUUGGAUAUCCAGCAGUUAGUUCAUUCAGGUAGUGUGGACAUCCCAAUCUUGGACUCUCUCAAGUCCCACAUCCCAGAACUCUGUGAGUGUUUGAUUGAAGAAAAGAGCACCAGGACUGGCUGGGUAUUAAACCUGCUCAAGUUUCUUUGUCUUCAUGGAGAAGAGACAACUAGCUCCAAGAUUUUAGGGCAAUUGUUACAAGCUUUGAAAGGUGAAAAACACUUCUCUUUCCUGAAGACAUUGUUGUUUCAUGUUGAACCUCAUCAGCCUAGUAUCUUACCUAAAACUGUGUCCUGGCAACUACAGGAAAUGAAAGCAGGUAGCCUGGCCUAUCCUCUAAGGCUUGUGAAGAAUUUGAUCAGUUUAAUGAAGUCAAAAGAGUAUUCUCCCAAGAUAAUUGAAACUUUGAGAGAAAACAUUGAAACCCUGGUUACACAACCUUCUCUGACCAUGAUGGAAUAUUAUGAUGCCAUUAUUGAGCUCCUCAGUCUAACUGCUGCCCCAGAAGAAAUGUCUGUAUCUGCAGUUAACAAAAUUGCUUCAGCAUGUGUAUAUUACUUCUUUGCAGUUACUGGCCAGAAAGACCUAGACAAGCGUAAAUUAAUAUUGAAAAGAGUAAAUGUUUGCCAAAAACUGCUGAAGAUACUUUGUCAACAGUCGGCCUGCCAACAUAUCGCAAUAAGGAUGCUUCUUGAAGGAGUUCUGAGUGAGAGGCAUUGUCGAAAUUUUGGCUCUUCACUAGUAACUCCAAAAUCAGCAAAUCAGUCUAAUUACACAAAAGAAAAGUCUCUUCUCGUAGAAAUAGGAAAGCAUGCUACAGAUAUUACGCUGCCUCAAAGCCAUUCUUCAGUGUUUCAUGCCGGUGUUAUUGGAAAUGGUUUGCGAGCACUUGAAAGAAUUGAACUACUUCCUGACAGUGAAAUCUUACUUAAUAAACAGCUGUUCCUGCAGCUUAUCCACAGUUGUUGUUCACCGUACAAACUGGAUUCUACAGAAAAAUCUGUAAAGUCUUACAAACAAGGUGGCAUGAAGAUUGUAGCUCUUCUAACAGUUGAACUGGUUUCUCCAGAUAUUAUGUUCAAUGGACUUCCGUGGCCUGAUGAAGAUACACAGAAGGUGACGAUAGAACGUGACCUCAACAUUAAACAAAUGUUUUGCACUCACCCAGUGUUAUGGAAUCUCUUGUAUGCUAUCGCAAGCAUUCACCCAUCUCUGUGUUAUUGCAGUGUUCUUUUGAGAGCUAUUGUAGCAGUGGUAAUGACACACUGGGGCAGUUGUCAAGCAAAAUUAGCCAGCCACUUACCUGAACAGUUGGAAUUAACGAAGAAGGUGAUAGAGCUUUUGUCUCUUGGUCAGCUUCUUCCUCCACCACUAGCCUAUGUUGGAGACAUUCUUCCUCAUCUUCCUCCGUUUGAGUUAUCGUGCGUGUUGGCAGACAUUUGGCAGUACAUGCAUGACAACGUACCAAGCCCUGCAUUAUUCACUGGAAGAGAUUCGUCUAGUGGUCAGAUGUGGAGAGACUUCUCUCGUGAAGCGGGUCCAGAAACUGCUGCUCCAAAGUGUGACAAAAAAUAUACAGACAGGCUUCGAAUCAUCAUGCAAAAAAAUAUUGAGAAAUUUGGAUCUUUGUAUGUAACAUUUUUUGAAGGUUUUUAAACUACAUAAACUUGUACAAGAAACAGAGUUCAUUUUUCUCUUUUCAUUGUAAGUUCAAGUGGAAGUUAUUCAUAAAUUUACAUAAAUAUAUGACAUGGUGUUUGGAGACAUAUAUAACAUCUUAAUUAUUUUUUUUAUUAUGUUAAAUACAUGCAAUAAGCUAGAGGAAUAAUUGCAUUAUAAUAACUGUGUGUGGGAGUUACUUAUGGUAGGUUACAAGCUUCAGCUGUAAUCUGAAAGUGUAUGCUCCUACAUGCCCUUCAAAAAAGUACAAGCUGAAAUAUUAAAGUCUUUACAACCCUGAUUAGAAUGUAGUAGUUUUACAGGUCUGACUUGUGAAGUUGAAUAAGUGUGCCAUUUUUAUUUUAAACUAUUGUUUAAAAAAUGCUGAGAAUUGAUAGAUCUUUAAGUCAUUUGCCUUCUGUAGUGGUAUUUUCAACAAUUUUAUUAUGUAUUCUAAAUUAAGCUAGUGGAUCACCAUAUGUAUAAAUUUUGAGACAGUCGUGUCUCAUGAUUGUGAUUUAAUAGAAGACAUUAAGCAGGUAUCCAAGGAUUAAUAUGGAAUGUCCAUAUACAUAAAGUUAUGCAAUUUUAAUAAAUCAUUGAAAAGUCAGAAGCUUGUUGGAUGUUUUUAUUUUUUUAGGUUUUAUUAACCAACAUGAAAUUAGAAAGUACAAUCUUCAAUAUUCUUGUUUAACUGUUCAUCAGUUGGGAAUUUUUAUUUCAAUCAAUUUGAAACUGUUAAUCUUGUAGAUUGUUUUAAUUUUGUGCAUGCUUAAUGCUUAAAUAUUGUUUGAUUUGUACAAAUGUUAAAAACAUUAUGAUAAACCUAGUAAUCUAUCAAUGAAUUUAAUACAGACUGUAUUGAACUUUUAAAGUCUGUACAUUACUUGAAAAUGCUGGGAGACAAAUGCAAGGGUUUUACAGUUUAUGUAAAGGGUGGCCCAAAAUUAGGUAUACAGUUGAUAAUUGAUAAUGUAUUUAAAGUAUACGGUUGAUAGCUGAUAAUUUAUUUAUCGGCACUGGAGUCUGAUAAUUUAUUUAACAGUCCUGGAGUCUGCCUGCCACACUUCUGCAAACUUUCUGACACAAGUCUGUCUGUCCAUCAAGUUUUGUAAAUUUGUCUGUGAUGUACCCUUUCAUUUCAUCAACAUUCCUUAGAUUUCUUACUGUACACUUUUGUGCUUGAGUAUUCCCCAGAUGAAAAAGUUCAUAGGGGUACAGUGCGGUGACCAUGAAGGGAUCUUGAUUGUGCCUCUGCACCCUAUCCACUUAUGAGGGAAAUUUUCAUCAACACAAUCACAAGUUAUUAGAUUCAACACAUGCAACUGUAUACCUACUUUUGGGCCACUCUGUAUUUCAUGUUUGCAGAACUUGCUGGUGGAAUUUUUCAUCAGAAUGCUAUAACGUGCGAAUAUGUUAUACACACAUGCAUAGAGAAAUGUUUAAAAUAAUGUAUUUGAAUUGAACACAAGAAAUAACUGUAAGAUCAGUGUACUGGUACAUUUGAGCAUAGUUCCAUGGAGCUAUAGACCACAUUAAGCCAUUUUUCAGAAUCGCAUUUCUGUAGGGAAGAAACUUAUGAGUUGUAUACAGCUUAUAUAUUCUUUAGUUUUAAUAAUUUAUUUCUCUUUGCAAUCCACCCCUUUGAAAAUGUGAUAGUGUAUUCAAGGUCUAUACAAUAAUGUAAAAAUAUAGAAAGGUCAGGCACUCGGCAGUAGCCCCCCAGUGGCACGGCUGUAUGUCUGUAGACUUGCAAUGCUAGAAACCGGGUUUCGAUACCCGUGUUGGGCAGGGCACAGAUAGCCCUUUGUGUAGCUUUGUACUUAACUACAAACAAACAAACAUUCAGCAGUAAGCUUGUGGGCUUAUAGUACUAAAAAUCAUUGUUCAGUACCUAUGGUGGGUACAGUGCAGAUAAUCCAUUGUGUAGCUAUGAGCUAAAAAACAAACAGUGAAAGAGUCAAGGGUUUUGUCAAAUAUUAACUUAUAAUUGGUUUGUAUCCUUCCAAAUAUAGGAGACACUUGGAUAAAUGUGGCUUUUGAGUUUAAUACCAAAUUAGUGUUUUCAAGUUAUGUUCUGUUUGCUUGGCUAGGAAAUCAAAUUUACUCUUUUGAUUAUCUGUUUGAAUUUUGUACUAGAGUUGGAAAUGUGUAUACCAGUAUAAUAACGUUAAAAAUGUAAUGUUCUUUUGAACUUUAAGAUCAUUAUGUGAGACUGUUAAACUUUUGCUGUUGGUGAAACUUCA
This is a messenger RNA of Limulus polyphemus (Atlantic horseshoe crab), 5226 nucleotides long. It is a transcript of the gene omd, whose product is annotated as integrator complex subunit 5-like. Gene Ontology annotation, biological process: snRNA 3'-end processing. The record is from RefSeq and is a predicted model, not a curated record. Gene Ontology annotation, cellular component: integrator complex. The coding region runs from base 182 to 2977 and encodes 931 amino acids. Lineage: Eukaryota; Metazoa; Arthropoda; Merostomata; Xiphosura; Limulidae. The transcript is spliced from 5 exons.